CUGGCCUGCGUUCAGUCGGGCACCCUGUCCGGGUCCUGCCGGGCUAUGGCGGCGCUCGGAGCGCUGGCCACGAAGUUGUGGUGCGUCCGGCGUCUGCUGGUGCUGCUGGCCACUCCGCUGGUGCUGCUGCCCAUCCCCUUCAGCCUCCCGCCCCAGGAAGGAAAAUGCCUCUUUGUCAUCCUGCUGAUGGCGCUCUACUGGUGUACAGAGGCCCUGCCUUUGUCGGUGACUGCUCUUCUCCCUAUCAUCCUCUUCCCCUUCAUGGGCAUCUUGCCCUCGAGCAAAGUCUGCCCACAGUAUUUCCUGGACACCAACUUUCUCUUCCUCAGUGGGUUAAUCAUGGCCUCUGCCAUUGAGGAGUGGAACCUGCACCGAAGAAUUGCCCUAAAGGUGUUGUUGUUCGUUGGGGUCCAGCCGGCCAGACUCAUCUUAGGAAUGAUGGUGACCACCUCCUUCUUGUCCAUGUGGCUCAGCAACACAGCCUCCACUGCCAUGAUGCUCCCUAUCGCCAAUGCCAUUCUGAAGAGCCUUUUUGGGGAGAACGAGGCUGUAAGAGACGUUGGCUGGGAGAAUGAAGAGAAUCUGGCUGCUGUCCAGAGAAAUGGUGUGUGUACUGUCCCCACUGAGAUGCAGUUUCUGGCCAGCACAGAGGACAAAGGCCUCCCGGAGGAGGUGGAGGCCCCACCAGAGAUGACCACUGCCAAAAAGGAGGAGGAGGAGUACCGAAGAAACAUCUGGAAGGGCUUCCUAAUCUCCAUCCCGUACGCAGCCAGCAUCGGUGGCACCGCUACCCUCACUGGCACCGCCCCCAACCUCAUCCUGCUGGGCCAGCUGAAGAGCUUUUUCCCACAGUGUGAUGUGGUGAACUUCGGGUCCUGGUUUGUAUUUGCCUUCCCCCUCAUGCUGCUUUUCCUGCUCACCGGCUGGCUAUGGAUUUCCUUCUUGUACGGUGGCAUCAACUUAAGGGCCUGGAGAACAAAAAAAUCAGAAAUCCGAGUAGAUGCUGAAGCUCGAGCCCGAGCUGUGAUAAGGGAAGAUUACCAAAAUCUAGGCCCAAUCAAGUUUGCAGAACAGGCGGUGUUCUUCCUUUUCUGUUUGUUUGCCAUUCUGCUCUUCUCCAGGGACCCAAAGUUCAUUCCUGGCUGGGCAAGCCUGUUUUCCCCUGGAUUUCUCUCUGAUGCUGUCACAGGCAUCGCUAUCGUCACGGUGUUGUUCUUCUUCCCAUCCCAGAAGCCAACUCUCAAAUGGUGGUUUGACUUGAAAGCUCCCAACACAGAGAUGGAGCCCUUACUGUCCUGGAAGAAGGCCCAAGAGACAGUGCCUUGGAACAUCAUCAUCCUGCUGGGUGGGGGCUUUGCAAUGGCCAAAGGAUGUGAGGAGUCAGGGCUGUCGGCCUGGAUCGGUGGGCAACUGCAUCCCCUGGAGAAUGUGCCACCAGCUGUUGCAGUCCUGCUCAUCACCAUGGUGAUCUCUUUCUUCACGGAGUUUGCCAGCAACACGGCUACCAUUAUCAUCUUCCUACCUGUCCUUGCUGAACUGGCCAUUCGACUUCGAGUCCAUCCCCUGUAUCUGAUGAUCCCAGGCACCGUUGGCUGCUCCUAUGCCUUUAUGCUUCCCGUGUCGACACCCCCCAAUUCCAUUGCCUUUUCUUCUGGACACCUGCUGGUCAAAGACAUGGCGCGGACAGGCCUCCUGAUGAACCUCGCAGGCGUUCUGCUGCUUAACUUGGCCAUGAAUACGUGGGCUCAGAGCAUCUUUCAGCUGGGCACCUUCCCAGCGUGGGCAGAAGAUCACUCAAACAACGUCACGGCGCUGUUCCUUGCUGAAUACAACACCACUCUUCAGCCCCAUCUCAGUGUCUGAGCCCCUCCCCUUGGGGUUGCUCUAAGGACUCACUGGGGAUGGGGCCCCUCCCAUCCCAGCCAGGCCCUCCCAGAGGGCAUCCCCCACACCUGGUGCUCAUCUUCUAAUGGCCAGCCAAGCUAUUUUGUUUCUGAUCAAAUUACUACCAGGUGAAGGAGACCUUCAGGACUUCUGCAGAGCCUUAAGGCUCAUUCCAUAGGAUAUAUUCCUCCUCUACCAUCACCCUCCACUCCAGCCCCCAACUUUCACACCACAGGGCAUACCUUGGACCAGAUAUUCUGGGGAGCUACUUCUUUACCCCCCCAAGGUAUCCCAUGAGUAUUCAGUUGGGCCUCAUUCCUAUAGGCCUCAGUAACUAUUGAAGAAUUUGGGUUCCAACCCAAGGGGAAAUAAGUCUUCUUUCUAUGCCCCUUGAAGGUUUACAAAGUGUUUUCCUCACGAUGAUAUCUCAAGUGUUAUUAGGACUAUUUUACAGACAAGGAAACUGAGGCUCUGAGAUGGGAAGCUACUUGCCCAUGGUCCUAGUAAGUGUUAGAUGCAGGAUUUGUACCCAGGUCUCUGGACUCCACAUCCUGCACUCUGUCCACUCUACCACCUUUCCAAUGAGGCCCGCAGCCUCCUACAAGUUUAGGUUAAGAUCAUGAAAGAUUAGUCAGUAACUCUCCUUCCAUGGCCAUCUCUUCCACUUGGGGAGUCAAUGAAGGAGAGUGGAGGAUCAAGGACAAUAGACUUGAGAAUAUCAUCUGACAGAUAAGAGUUUGCAUUUCUUUUAUAGGAUGUUCACCUCAUUAGAUUAUUGCAGUUCCUACAAUGGUCUUCAGAACUCUCAUUUUUAUAUCAUGGUGCCCCCAAAUUUCAGAAAACAUUCUUUAUAUUGAAACCCCGCACAGGUACACAAGUGUGUGCAUGCACACACAAGACCCACAGCUAAAGGAGGCUUUUGCAGAAUGUCCCAUGGACGAUUUGCAGAAAUCCCAGUAGUCACCUGAGCAUAGGGUCAUAGAUUUCAGAGGCCACCUAGUUUCAUUCCCUCCUUUUACAGACAGGGAAAUGGAGGCCAGUGUCUCACAGCACAAGAGAAUAGUUAAAAUGAAAAGGAGAGGGGCAGCUAGAUGGCGCAGUGGAUAGAGCACUGGCUCUGGAGUCAGGAGUACCUGAGUUCAAAUCCGACCUCAGACACUUAACACUUACUAGCUGUGUGACCCUGGGCAAGUCACUUAAUCCCAAUUGCCUCGCUAAAACAAAAAAAAAAACAAAAAAAAAUGAAGAAGAGAGAUCGAGGCCCUGAAGUGCCUUGUGCAGAAUCACACUGAUGGAAGGGAACUUGGAGUCUUCCAACACAACCCUUCCUGAACAAGAAUCCCUUCCUGAGCAUCUCUCACUGGGGGUUAUCUGCCUGUUGUUUGGAGACCUCCUAUGUCAGGGAACCCUGACCUCCCAAGGCAGCCCUUUCCCACUUUGGGACAACUCUAAUUAGUGAAAAGUGUUCCCCGACCUGAAGCUCAAAUCUGCCCCUCUUCAGAUUUUACCAAGUGCCCCUAGUUUUGCCCUCAGGAGCCAAAGUCAAUGGGUCUGACUUCUCUUCUAUGCAGCCGACUUUCAAAUGCUUCAAAGUGAUAAUUAUUCCCCGUGCCCAAGUCUUCUUUUCGGUUCAACACCCUUUCUCUCUGGUUAGUGCUCAGGUGGCCUGGUCUCUAGUCUUCAGACCUUUUAAAAAGAGGACUAACAACUAAUCUAGAAAAUCCACCCAGAAGGCUUGUCCCGAAUAGCAGGAGAUAAUCUGAAUAUUUGGUGACUAGUUCCAAGUCCAAACCAAGUCUCAGCAUCUCUAGGAUUCCCUUAAGAAGAAAGGACUAAACCCUUAACUGAAGGACCAUAUCUGGUUCAUUCUGAUAUUCAGAACCUCAAGUCCUGGGUCUCAAUCGUGACUUGAACACCCCCACCUCUUCCAGGGAAACCACAUCUCAUUUUGUUUUUUGGUGUGUUUUUUUUUUUUUUUUUGGUAAAGCACCGUGAUAUUGGCAGAUUACUGGAACGCCCAAUCAGGAAGGCAGCCGAGUACAAGUACCUAGAUUGGGCUGCUUCUCUCACUGAGCAUCUAGGAGCAAAGGGCAAAAGAGAGCCAGUAUGACCCUGAAUUCCCAGUCUGAGCCAGUGACUUUCUCUUUGCCCCUCACACAUACACACUGACUUCUCCCUGGAGUGUUUACGGAGAGGAGAGAUGAGUCCUAAUCCUUCUGGGCCAUGCCCUCCCCAUCCUAACAUACUUCCUUUGGUGGGAUGAACCUUACUGAAAAAUUAGCACAUGAUAUCCCUCCCAAACAAUGUUAUUUCAAUUUAUGAGAGGAACAAAUUGCUGAUCUAUGACAAAGUCUAAUCUGGUUGAUUUUUGUACUUUCAAUGAAAGGACUUACAGGCACCAGUGAUUUCCACCUAUUCUUCAUCUCCAUUUAGAAAUCAUUCCUUCUUUUUCACUUAUAAUCAUAGAGUCAGAGAAUGUCAGAGCUGGGAGGGACCUUAGAACACAGAAUGUCAGAGCUGGGAGGCCCCUAAGAACAGAGACUGUCAGAGCUGAAAAGGACUUUCCUUCACACAAUGAUAGAACUGGAAAGGCUCUUAGAACAGUGGAUAUCGGAGCUGGAAGGGAGCUUUCCAGCAAUUCCAUCUACUCCGACCCCCCCUACACUCUAUAGAAGAGGAAACUGAGGCCCACAGUGACUUACCCAAGAUACCACAGUUAGUAAAUGGCAGAGCCUGGAUUUUUACCUUAGUUUCCUGACUCCAAGCCUGGGGCUCUAUGUAGCACAUCUUACAUUCUGUGUAUGUUGGAAAAGACCAAGCUUUCAGGGUAAUGAGUCAGUCAAGAACCAGGAGUACCUUAGCUUAAUGCAGGCUGGCGGCUGGAGGAAGUAACCCCAGGUGUUUAUUUCUAUUUUGCUUUAAUCUAAGCAUGCCUGUGGAGGAGCCCACCCUCCCUCUCCUCAAUUUAGCCCACCUACUUGUUUACCAGUACCAGAAAUUCCAAUCUUUUGGGACAAGACUCUCCAUUCUACUAUUAGGAAAGAGGCUAAAAAACCAAGUCAAUCCUCCUAGGAGAGGGAAGCCAAUUUAGCUAUGCGGUGGGAUAAAUUACUGAUAUCACAACCUUUCUAGGGGAAGGGAGAACGCAAGGGAGGGCUUUGAGCCCUGCAACUGCACCAAUAAACACUCAGUCUACCUUCAUUGCAGUUGCUUUUGAUAAGGCAAUUACCUUGCAGUCUUCUUAUGUGUCAAGGGGUGGAAGUAUAUCAAGAAUCUACCUGAGAGCCCAUUUCUAGGGCCCACGUGCAGACAUCUUAAGAUGUCUUGAUUUUCCAAGCAUUCUUGAUUAUAAAACCUGUGCAAUAAAGGACCUUAAUUGAAA
This is a messenger RNA of Dromiciops gliroides (monito del monte), 5266 nucleotides long. It is a transcript of the gene SLC13A3, whose product is annotated as solute carrier family 13 member 3. Gene Ontology annotation, biological process: monoatomic anion transmembrane transport; citrate transport. The record is from RefSeq and is a predicted model, not a curated record. The coding region runs from base 46 to 1863 and encodes 605 amino acids. NCBI's taxonomy places the organism in Eukaryota, Metazoa, Chordata, Mammalia, Microbiotheria, Microbiotheriidae. Gene Ontology annotation, cellular component: membrane. Gene Ontology annotation, molecular function: citrate transmembrane transporter activity; sodium:dicarboxylate symporter activity; succinate transmembrane transporter activity. The transcript is spliced from 13 exons.